This is a messenger RNA of Salvia splendens (bonfire salvia), 345 nucleotides long. RefSeq lists its product as uncharacterized. NCBI's taxonomy places the organism in Eukaryota, Viridiplantae, Streptophyta, Magnoliopsida, Lamiales, Lamiaceae. The record is from RefSeq and is a predicted model, not a curated record. The transcript is spliced from 2 exons. Bases 1 to 345 code for a protein of 114 amino acids.
AUGCGGCACACGAAGGUCAGAAAUGUCAUUGAACGUGCCUUCGCGGUUUUGAAGAUGAGAUGGGGCAUACACCGAAGUGCAUCCUUUUACCCAAUCAAGGUCCAAACACGUCUGGUUAUGGCUUGCUUCUUACUGCACAACUAUGUAAUCGGUGAGAUGAUUGUUGAUCCUCUGGACGAACUUCUAGAGACCAUGGUCGACACCACAGGUGUGGACCACGAUCCAGGUAAUGUCGAAUUCGUUGACUACGUGGAAGCGACAGAGGACUGGAACAUGUUCAGAGACCAAUUGGCAAACUCAAUGUGUAUGGGGUAUUCAUUGCAGCAUACGAACGUGGAGGCUUGA